AUGAUAGAGGAAGCUUCCACAGAGCGAGCCUUUGAACCUCAUCAUCUUCGUAAUGAUCAUCAUCAUUAUUGUUGCUCCGUGUUCAUUUCAAAAGGGCUCUCGGAAGAAGUGAUCUCAUAUUGGAACAGUCUCGGAAAAGAGAAGACAAGUGAAGACUUACUGACGGCGGGAGUGAUUAUUGAGCAUAAUUCAAGCAAAAUAGAAGCUUCAGAGCAUAAAUCCUUCGAUAUCGUGCUUCGGAAGGUUGUACGGCAAUCAGAUCUCAAUCAUUCCAACAGGACACAGAAAGAUAAAUUGGUUGGAAAAAUUAAAUUUGAAAAGGAUAGUCACACUUCGGAAUGUGAACAUCAUAACCACAACUAUGAAACAAAAUCACAUGAUAGUCAGGAGAAAAUAUUUGUUAUUUUUCAAGUUGAUGCAAGCGCACAUUCUCUGAUAAUUCGUAAUGUAUAUUUAAAUGGAAUCGAUAUUUGCAAAACGAAUAGUAUUUAUUGUAUAUAUUAUCAAGAUGGAGUGAAAUACAAUUCUUACACCAAUGAUGAUGAAGUGAAUGCAAACUCAUCCUACUUGGAUUGUAUCAAUAACGAACCAAAUCAUAAACGACCAGAAAAGAAUCAUCCUUCAGACAAAGAAGAAGAAGCACAUUAUUCUCUUAUCAGUAGUGUAUGGUUGAGAUGCAUUUUAUCACGAAUUCAAGACCCAGUUACCUUAAAUUCAAUGAUUGACAUUACUUUGGGAAUUAUAGUUGCAUACUUUGUGUAUUCUCUUUACGAUACCAAUGCUUUUAACAACGCUAAAAAUCAGUUUCUUAUAAUUUAUGAAGGAUUUUUCAAAAUGGUGAUAAAUCAUUUUGAGUGGCUUAUUCGGGACAGCAAUCCUGGAGGAUUCAAGUUGAACAGACAGCUCAACUUAUUAUUUGGAAAUAUGGCUAUUGGAGGGAUCAAGUGGUGGAAGUCUCUUUAUGAAUUAUGUUAUUUACUCAUUGCUGACAAUGAGACAGUUAUUUUACUCUCCAAAAACUUGAUUCUUACUGCAGUUAUUGCCUGUUGCAUGACAGGAUUCUCAACAUUGGUUGCAGCAGUAUCUGACUGUUUCAUGAUAGCCUCUGUAAAUAUAUUACUUUUCUACAGAAUCACUAGAAGACUCUACUCACAACUCAUACAAAUUACCCUCUCUCUUUGGAGGUUAUUUAGAGGAAAAAAGAAUAAUCCUCUCAGAAAGAGAAUCGACAAUUGCGAUGACUACAGUAACGAGCAGCUCGUACUCGGUACAAUACUUUUCACCAUAUGCAUUUUUCUAUAUUUUACUGUUGCAAUUUAUUAUUUUACAUUUGCAUUUCUAUUUUUCAUGUUGGUGAUUGUUAGAAAGAUGCUUUUUGCAAUUAUUGUAUUCAUUAAUAAUUUCCCAGUAGCCACCCUGCUUAAUAUCAAAGGAAAAAGAAACAGAGGAGUGUUCUACCAGCACUUAUUUACUGAUUCCACUACAAAUACUAGCUAUUUGGAAAUGACAGCCACUACAAUGUCACUCUCAGAAGCCAUGCAACCUCUGAAGCAACAAAUUUUAGCACAGGUCAUCAAUUCUAAUACUUGUCCACACCAAAUGCAAAAUCAUACCAAGCUCCAAAACAUCAACCAAGAAGACACUCUUGAAGAGACUAGUUCUAACAUUAUUGUUCGCUUGCUACUUGGUUAUCCAUUGUUUUAUCACUAA
Naegleria fowleri is the source of this 1710-nucleotide messenger RNA. RefSeq lists its product as uncharacterized. The transcript has a single exon. Lineage: Eukaryota; Heterolobosea; Eutetramitea; Acrasida; Naegleriidae. Bases 1 to 1710 code for a protein of 569 amino acids. Gene Ontology annotation, cellular component: membrane; endoplasmic reticulum. The record is from RefSeq and is a predicted model, not a curated record. Gene Ontology annotation, biological process: GPI anchor biosynthetic process.